This is a messenger RNA of Schizosaccharomyces cryophilus OY26, 4057 nucleotides long. Its product is annotated as phosphoinositide phospholipase C Plc1. Gene Ontology annotation, molecular function: phosphatidylinositol-4,5-bisphosphate phospholipase C activity. The coding region runs from base 598 to 3318 and encodes 906 amino acids. Gene Ontology annotation, biological process: lipid metabolic process; phosphatidylinositol-mediated signaling. The transcript has a single exon. The record is from RefSeq and is a predicted model, not a curated record. Lineage: Eukaryota; Fungi; Ascomycota; Schizosaccharomycetes; Schizosaccharomycetales; Schizosaccharomycetaceae.
AACAAAGAGAGCAAUAAAAAAAGUGAAAUAACAGAGGAUGUGAAACAUUGACCACGAAAAAAUAUCGUACGUAUAGAGAAGAAAGGCUUUGUUCCUCUGAAAACCUCUUAUUUGACAAAUUUCAUAAAAAAAGCUCUUAAUUGAAAGGAUUCAUCGGAUACGUUAGUGAGAUUCAUACUUUCUGCAGGAGUUGUUUCUAAAUUGGCCGAUUGACGCGUGAAUUGAUGAAAAAAUAGUCGCGUAUUUAAAAUAUACAAUUUUGUUUACUACUGCAGCAGAGUGAUGGUUUGCUAAAGUACAGUCGAGCACAAUAAAGCAAUAGAUAGGAUUUGUUUGAGAUUCAACUAAACAGAUUCAGCUGUGUUUUUUCUUAAGUCAAGUUCAGAGUUCUUGUAUAAACUUCAAUGAGCUGUUUGAAAUUCAACUGAAAGGCUGUUUACAGAUAUUUCCUCAUUUUUCAGUUCAGGCGAAAAAAGAAAGCCGUCUCUCUAAAGGAAAAAGGCCAAGUCAACUGUGAAUGAAUUUGGAGACCAACAACGGUUUUAGAAAAUGAAGGACAGAUAUUUUGGCUAUAACAUUUAAGCGGUUGUAUAAUCUAUGCUAUUCAAUCAAAAGAUAAUGGAUCAACAGGAAAUCGAGAUAGUUAGGGAAAGCCCUGUUCCUUUAGAGAGGACAUCAAGUUCGUUUCAAUUAAAUGAACAAUUUGUGCCCUCUGCUACCACUCCAAACCGGAGUCAUUCUGUGAACAAUCCACUUUCGGCUUCAAAUGAUGGACUAGAACAUACUACAUGUGAUAAAGAGGCCUCUUCUUCAGGUACAUUAAAAAAGCGAUCCAAUUCUUUUUCUUCUUUUCUUGACGCUCACUCCAAAACGACCGUUCCGUAUAGUGAAACUGAUCGAAGUCCUGGGUUAAACUGGCUAUCUGUAAAGUUGAAUAUUUUAUUUCGAUCGCAAAGAGCCCCGCUUCGAUCUUUACGAAAAUCUUCUACAUCAUCAAAUAACUCAAGAUCAGAGGGCAGCAGUACUCAGACAUUUCCUUCUACCUCUGAUAUAUUCGACACAAAGCACUUGCUUGCGACUAUUGUCCCAGAAUCCAUCCAAAAUGGCUGCUUUCUUUUUCGAGUGACUAAAAAGAAGGUACGACAGCGAAAAGUGUCACUGGAUCCGUUUACAGGCUAUAUGAUCUUAGAUAAAAACACUGGCAAACCUUACCGUAAACUAUGUGUCGAUGACAUAAAAGAAAUUCGUCAAGGAAGCGAAUCUAGAAAUUAUAGAGAACAAUUUAAAAUUUCUUACGAAAAUGAAAAGCGAUGGUUCACGAUUGUUUACACAGCUGAAGAUAAAAUGAAAGCUUUGCAUUUCAUUUCUCCGACUAUGGACGGUCUUAAUCAGUGGGUAAUGGCUUUAGAAGGCUUAAAGACAUACCGUUUAAAUGAGUUUAUUACAGGGUCUCGUUUUGUAACAAAUCACAAUGUUCAAACGAUCAAGGGAGAUGAACAAUUAGACCAUCCUUGGGAAAAAUUAGAAAAAGAUGAAACAGCGGAAUUAACCUUUGUGGAUGUACAAUGUAUGUGUCAAAAGCUACAUCUCAAUGCCUCCUUUGAAUAUCUGGAGCAGAUGUUUCGUAAAGCUGACACUCUGAGAACCGGAAAACUAAAUUUUGAAGGUUUCCAACACUUCGUUAGUAUUCUGAAAACAAGGCCAGAAGUAAAACAGAUCUUUUAUAAAUACACGGAUAAUUCGAAGGAAAUGAGUCUGGAUCAAUUUAUUUUUUUUUUACGAGAUUCCCAAAAAUCGACUAUUAAUGAUGAUCAAAUUGAGCUUGUAUAUAGCUCGUUUUGCAAAUCUCAUGACUCUCCAAUGGAUUUAAUUGAAUUUACCUCUUAUUUAUCGUCUCCGGCUAACGCCCCGUUAACUUCAAUCAAUCAAAAUAUGAAUCGCCCUUUAAAUGAAUAUAUUAUCUCUUCUUCGCAUAAUACAUAUUUACUUGGUAAACAGUUUGCUGGGGAAAGUUCAAUCGAGGGUUAUAUUCGGUCUUUACAAAGAGGUUGUAAAUGUAUUGAAAUAGACUGUUGGGAUGGCCCUGAUGGACCGGUGGUUUGUCAUGGUAGAACGUUUACAUCAAUCAUCCGGUUUAAUGAUGUUAUAGACGUUAUUAAAAAAUAUGCAUUUGUCGUUUCUGCUUAUCCUGUGAUUAUAUCCUUAGAAAUUCAUUGUUGUCCAGAACAGCAGCAGCAAAUGGCCUGUUACAUGAGAGAAGCUUUUGGAAAUUAUUUAUUAACUGAGCCAUUAGGAAUACAUGAAAAAGUGCUACCAUCUCCAGAACAACUACUGUACAAGAUUUUAAUUAAAGUGAAAUGCCAAGCAACUAUUUCAGCCUCCAACACGAUAGAUGUUUUCCAAGGCGGCGUUGUCGAUUCGUCUACGGAUACUACAGAAUCUUCUGAAUUAGAAAGCGGAGAGCGGAAUUUAUCAAAUGAGCCAAAGAAAAGGAAAAGAAAAGUAAUUAUAUCUGAACUGCAGCAAAUAGCACCAUAUGUUCGUUCACUCAGGUUUCGCAAUUUUUCUUUACCCGAAUCAAAAACGUAUAAUCAUAUAUUCUCAUUUUCUGAAAGGACUAUCAAAAGACAUGGAAAGACGAUGUUUCCGCGACUGAGCAAACAUAAUACAAAGUAUUUAUGCCGGGUUUACCCAGGUCCUUUACGGCUUGGCAGUACCAAUUUGAAUCCUCAAUUUUACUGGCGUAUGGGUGUGCAGAUGGUAGCUUUGAAUUGGCAAACUUAUGAUGUUGGCCUUCAAAUAAACGAUGCUCUUUUUCAGGCGGAUCCUCCUAGUGGUUAUUUACUAAAACCAGAGUAUCAGCGAACCAUGGAAGAAAAAGUAAAGCAAAGUAAGCAAUUAGACAAUUCACCCAGGAAAAUGUUGUUAAACAUUGAAAUAUUAUCAGGGCAGCAAUUACGCCGUGCCAAAGAGCUGUUUAAUUCGGAGACGCUUUGUCCUUUUGUGCAAGUGCAAAUACAUUCUAUGGAGGAGACACCCUUUCGGUGGACUUCAAGUGUUGUACAUCGCAAUGGAUUCCGUCCCAUAUGGCAAGAGAGUUUCCGCUAUGAAAGCGUAACGAAAGAUGAUGUCUACUCUGUCAUUCGUUUUUUGGUUCAUCAUCGAGGAAGCUCUGGUAAUGAUUCAGUAAUUGCAGUUUUUGCAUGUCCAUUGUAUAGACUUCAAACUGGUUAUCGACAUAUUCCACUUUACGACAUGCAAGGUGAAAGUUUGCUUUUUUCAACUUUGUUUGUACGCAUUGAGAAGACUGAAUUUUAACAAGAAUCUGUUUAAUGGGUAUUCACCAGAAAUUAUUUAUAAUCAAAGUCUAUUGCCUAGGGACACAACAACGGAUAAGAUAAAUAUUAGACUAAAGUACUAUAUAAACAAAAGUUAUGGAAAUAAAAUCAUAGACUGCAUAGAUAAUCUAUUUUUACAGAGAAGAAAAAGAAUUCUAGAUGUUUACACUAUUGACAAAGUCGUCUAAGCUUUUCUCGGCAGUAUUACUUCUUAGUUGUUCACGAAAAACGUCUGGACGAACUUUUUCCCAAAAAUAUUUCUGCUGCAAAUACUCGUGUUCAAAAUUAGAAACGUUUUUAGAGGUAUCUUGCCAAGCUUUUUUCGUGGAUUUUAGUUGAUUCGCUAAACCAGCAUCAGGAAGCUUUAUUAAAGGCGUCUGUUGUUCAUCACUCGCUCUGGUAUGAACGUCAGGGUCAUUGAAUCGAUUUCCAGAACUAAAUUUUGAAGGAUAAUAAUGAUAAUGAUGGUUAGAGUCUCGAGAAUUAGAAGAAGGAAAGCGUGAUUCAUAACUAGGGCGUGACCUUGGGUUGUUGGGAUGAUAUGUCCGGGAACCACUUUCGUGAAUUGAACCACUUUUUUCAUUAACUAAUCGAUGAUGGUAAUGAUCAUUUUUUUCAUAACGGUAGUCGUCUCGUCUGCUCAUUCUUGGAAAUUUGAAUUUCACCAGUGGCACAUAAAUUAAGAUCUGAAAUCCUCCUUUAUAUAUAAGAAUUUUUAC